Molecule: messenger RNA, 1708 nt
Organism: Umbelopsis ramanniana AG
Lineage: Eukaryota; Fungi; Mucoromycota; Umbelopsidomycetes; Umbelopsidales; Umbelopsidaceae
Exons: 3
Coding region: 93-1499 (468 amino acids)
Cellular component (GO): RNA polymerase II transcription regulator complex
Molecular function (GO): transcription cis-regulatory region binding; DNA-binding transcription activator activity, RNA polymerase II-specific
Source: RefSeq, a predicted model, not a curated record
UUUGCCAGCGCACAAGGGUCCAAUUUUUUUUUCUCUUCUUUUUCUCACCAAAGCCCGCCGCCUUUUUUUCUCAUACGUUUCGCUUUCUCUCCAUGACUACACAUCGUUACCCUCCACCGCCUUUACCACCACCACCGCCUCCAGCCAAUCGUCAAUAUCAUGUACAUUACUCAGCUCCAACGCCAUCUUCGCAGUCAAAUUACUACUCAUCGAGCCAUAAUUACAUGGUAUCUCAAGAUCGCAGGCGAUCGUCAUCUGCCCGGGAAGGUUUGCACAGCCCCAUAAGAGAACACAAACCUACUUUUGAACCAUACCCGCAACAUCGACGGAGGUCCCCAUCACCUGAGCCAACCAAUUCUGCUUCGCCACCGUCUUCAGACGCUCAUUCGCCUGAUAUGAAUGGUCAUCGACCUAACGAUCAGAAGAAGGCGGUACAGACUGCGAAACGAGCGGCUCAAAACAGAGCGGCACAAAGAGCUUUUCGACAAAGGCGAGAACGUUAUGUCAAGGAUUUAGAAAUUAGGGUCAAAGAGAUGGAUGCUAUGCAAGAAGAAAUGAGUAAACUGGCCGAACAAAAUAUGAGCUACAGGAAGCAAGUCGAGAAUUUGACUAGGGAACUCAAGCAAUUGAAAGAAACGGGUGGUCAAUCAUUCACACCUUAUGCAAAUAAGCAUAUGAUGACUCCCAAAUCACCACCACCACCGCCACCUCCACCACCGCAAUCAAUUUCCUCAUCGCCCCCACUACAUAAUCAUCGAUUCAAACCUGUUCCUAAGGAUACCAAUGGUAAACAGAGGAAUGGAGGCUCUUUUGAAGCGGAAAUGGCUCGACGUUUGAGUCAUUCAGACAAAUCUCUCAACCAGGAUUCUUCACCUUAUUCUGAGUCCUUGUAUUCUCUUCAACAGCGGAGAGGUCUGCAUUCACCUCGUAAGCAAGUUUCUGCAGCCGUGCCAAGUCGAAACAGCGAUUACCAAUUGCCAGCUCCGGCUACCUCUAACCCAGAUCACCACCACAACAACGUUAACACUUUCCACCAUCAAAGCAAUGGCCAUAGUAUACACGAAACUAUGGAUCGCCGAAAAACUCUGACUUCACAGACCACCCCUCCUGGACCACAGGUCAAACCCAUGUCCGAAAACGGCACUUACAUGCCGCCUACUUCAACUUCCAUGAUGGAUCACUCAUAUUCAAUGCCACCAAGAUCAGAUGUCGGCAUAUUACCUUCACCUGUAUAUGGCAACGAACAACAGCGAUUCAUCCAUCAGUUUGGAGAAUUAGACAAUACCAACCCUGAGUUGGUAGGCAUGAUAGACAUGCCUCCAUUACCCAUGGGAGAUGGAGAGUUUGAGAUGGAGGAUCCUUUCGCAGCUGAAGAUGGUGCGGACGAUCUCGACUUUGCUCCUGAGGAUUGUGAUAGGAUUUUGGAUGAUUUGGUGACCAUUUUGCAGCAAAGAAAUCGUCCUCAGAUACCUCAUAACUUGAAUCCCACCGAAGCAUGAAAACAAUUUAUACCAUCACCCCUCUCUUCCUUUUUCUCUCUCUGUAUAUAGCCAUUUUUCGCGUUCCUUUUGGUUUUCUUUUUCCUCCAUACAUCAUUCGAUGAAUGAAUGUAACUUUACUACAAAAAAGUGAAUUUGCAGUUUAUAAAUAUGGUGAGGGUGAUUUUCAUUGACUAAACUAUAUUACAUCAGAUACGACUGAAAAUACG